AUGGCCUACUUGCUGCUCUAUGUCGACGACAUCAUCCUGACGGCAUGUACGGCUGGUCUCCUCAGUCAGCUCACGGCUCGUCUUCACGCUGAGUUCGCCAUCAAGGACUUGGGUCCUUUGCACUACUUCCACGGUGUCGAGGUGGUGCGCCGUCCGGAUGGCUUCUUCAUUCAUCAGCGAAAGUACGCUCAUGAGCUCCUGGAGCGCGCCGGCAUGCUUAACUGUAAGCCCACCGCCAUGCCUGUUGAUACGAAGGCCAAGCUUUCUGCCACGGAUGGUUCUCCUGCUUCGGAUGCUGCUUUCUAUCGGUCUAUCGUUGGUGCUCUCCAGUACCUCACUCUGACUCGAACGGAGACCCAUUAUGCCGUGCAGCAGGUGUGUCUUCAUAUGCAUGCUCCUCGAGACGUUCGCUUGGCUGCUGUCAAGCAGAUUCUCCGCUAUGUCUGUGGCACCGCAUUCAUGCCUGGAGCACCGUCUGCAUCGUCUCCUGGUGUUCGUGCCUUCUCUUGA
Molecule: messenger RNA, 510 nt
Organism: Aegilops tauschii subsp. strangulata
Lineage: Eukaryota; Viridiplantae; Streptophyta; Magnoliopsida; Poales; Poaceae
Source: RefSeq, a predicted model, not a curated record